Molecule: messenger RNA, 2520 nt
Organism: Acipenser ruthenus (sterlet)
Lineage: Eukaryota; Metazoa; Chordata; Actinopteri; Acipenseriformes; Acipenseridae
Product: GDP-fucose protein O-fucosyltransferase 1-like
Exons: 7
Coding region: 77-1258 (393 amino acids)
Biological process (GO): protein O-linked glycosylation via fucose; Notch signaling pathway; regulation of Notch signaling pathway
Cellular component (GO): endoplasmic reticulum
Molecular function (GO): peptide-O-fucosyltransferase activity
Source: RefSeq, a predicted model, not a curated record
CUGGAGCGUUAUUGCAGAGGACUGGCGCCCUAACAGUUAACCUCUGACUCGCGCACAGUAUUGUGGGACGUUAGCAAUGGCCGCUUGCAGAACGACAAUGAAACUUUUAGCUAAGACUGUUUUGUACAUGUCAAGUUUAUUACAGUUGCGUUUCAUUUCUGCUACUGGAGUUGUCUGGGAUGAGAACGGAUACGUUCUGUACUGCCCGUGCAUGGGGCGAUUUGGAAAUCAGGCGGAUCAUUUCUUGGGUUCCUUGGCGUUUGCAAAGAUGCUGAACCGGACACUGGCUGUCCCGCCGUGGAUUAUAUACAGACACCACACGCCUCCUUUCACUAAUAUGCACGUUCCUUACAACGAGUUCUUCCAGCUGGAGCCCCUGCUUCAGUACCACCGGGUCAUUAGUAUGGAGGAGUUCAUGGAGAAGCUGGCCCCCACUCACUGGCCCCCAGGCGAGCGAGUAGCCUACUGUUACGAUGCAGCAGCCAAAAGAAGCCCUGACAAAAAGAGCUGCCCCAUGAAGGAGGGGAAUCCAUUUGGUCCAUUCUGGGACCAGUUUGGUGUGGACUUUGACAAGUCUGUGCUCUUUCCAGGCAUUUCCUUUUCUUCUUACUACAAGCAACAGUGGACUAAAAAGUUUCCCCCUUCAGAGCACCCGGUCCUAGCUCUGCCUGGAGCCCCAGCUCAGUUCCCAGUCCUGGAGGAGCAUGUGCCCCUGCAGAGCUACGUGGCGUGGGCUGACCACAUGGUUCAGGAGGGAGAGGGCUAUAUCGACUCACUGCUCAUCCGGCCAUACGUGGGGAUCCAUCUGAGGAUCGGCUCUGAUUGGCAAAAGGCCUGUGAGCUGUUGAAGGAUGACAAAGCAGGGCCUCACUUCAUGGCAUCGCCGCAGUGUGUCGGGUAUAACCGGAACACCGCCAUCCCGCUCACCAAAAACAUGUGCCUGCCAGACCUGAAGGAGAUCCAGCGAGCCCUCAAACUCUGGGUAAAGAAGAUCAACGGCAAGUCUGUCUACAUCGCAACCGACUCAGAAUCCCACAGCAAGGAGAUCGAGCAACUGUUCAAGGGAAACGUUAAAGUUGUAAGUUUGCAGCCAGAGGUGGCCCACGUGGACCUGUACAUCCUGGGGCAGGCUGAUCACUUUAUUGGGAACUGCGCCUCCUCCUUCACUGCCUUUGUGAAGCGAGAACGGGACGUUCACAGCAAGCCAUCUUCCUUCUUUGGAAUGGAUUACCCUGCAAAGAAAAAAGAUGAACUUUAGAACUUUUAACCUGCGACAGGGCCGGUCAAUUAAAAGGAAGUAUUAACAGGGAAGGACAAAACAUGUAACUAUCAGUCUAAAGUAGAAUGAAUUCGUAGUCAAGAUUUUUGCGAAGAAAAAUAAAUGUACUAAUUUCCAGUAGAUGGCUUUUUUUUUUUUUUUUUUUUUUUAAGACUAGAAAACACGUUUGCAGUCUGUAAAGAGUAACAUUAUCUUGCAUCUCAUGGGAUUUUUCAUUUUCACAAGAACCUAAAACAUAUAGAAGUGUUCCUGGUGUAUAAAUGACAUCCCAUCCGUCACAUGCAUAGCAGUUUGUGCCAUUCUGGGUUUCAUUGUGAACUUUAUCUGAUCUUCACCACAGAGAAGAAAAGCUUAGGGGGUAGGUGCAUUGUUUAACAGUGAAUUUUUCAGACUUUUUAUUCUGAAGCAGCUACAUUUUAUUUAAAGUAUUUUUUAUAUAUCCUACAGCUGUGCUUUAAAGGGUUCACAACAAACAAUUUGAGGAGAUAGCACUUUUCAAUGGAGCUGGAAACCUUUCUGAGAGGUGUAAGCUGACAGACGUAUCAAUGUAUGAAAACCAAUCUUCUUCCUGCUAAUAAUAGUUGCACUUGUCAUGUUUACCCCACUUUGUGAAUGAUUUGCACGACACUCUCCUUUAGUCUGUCCAAAUAAAAGCAACAUUCAGCUGUUAAAUCCUCAAUGUAGUGUGCCCCAAUGUGUUUGCACUAUGGGUAGCAGAAAGGGUGUAGUUUUUCACAGAAAUGGUUAUGUCUUAUUUAGGUCAGAAUAUGAUAAUGUCCACAAAGAGGAUGCAAAUGCAGUGUAAUGCGUUGUGAUCGCACCAAGGGACUGAGUAAAUGGUCCUAAUGGAUAGGGCACAUGUUUGGAUAUAUAUAUAAUGUAUAAAAUCAGAACAAACAGAACACUACAACUGCUUUUUAUUCGAUUCAAUUAUUAUUAAUAAAUAUUAAGGAAUAAAUAACUUUUUUAUUUUUUUUUUACUUUUGAUGUGUACUGUGUUUCACAUUUAUUGUUGUUAAAGUCAUUAAAGUCAAAAAUACUUCUCACAGUAAGAAAUACAGAUAUAACUAUUUUUUGUUAUUUUUCUCAACCUCACUGUUUCUGUAUGGUUUCACAUGCUAUUAAUUAAUUUUCAUGUAAGUAGGGUAUAGGUAAGAUUGCUCUAAAUAAGGAAAAUCCAUACUUUGGUUUGGAAACAUAUAUUUUGUAAUUUAAAUAAAUGAAAAAAGAUCAUUUUGAAA